Molecule: messenger RNA, 1768 nt
Organism: Paraphaeosphaeria sporulosa
Lineage: Eukaryota; Fungi; Ascomycota; Dothideomycetes; Pleosporales; Didymosphaeriaceae
Exons: 3
Coding region: 31-1461 (476 amino acids)
Cellular component (GO): COP9 signalosome
Source: RefSeq, a predicted model, not a curated record
ACUCACUCUCCACACACACGCCGACCAGCCAUGGCAAAGGACGCUGCGGACACGCCCUUCUUCCAGAAACGGAAAUCGGAGGGCCAUAUCGUCGUCAGAGAUCCCCCGAAGUUCGACCUUGAAUCGUACAUAUCCAACUACGAUGGCUUCACACGCGCCGACCGCCUCCGCCACAUUGGCUCGCACUCCACAUACCUCGCCGUCGACGCCUACCGAACCGCAAUCGCAGAGGCGAAGCGCGGCAAGAACGUGAAGCUGUACUGCGACCUGGUGGAGGAGCUCGCCCAGAUUGCCCCCGAGGAUCCAGCCGCUCUGACGGACACGACAUGGGCGACGGAGAAGACGAAGAAGGUCGAGGCGGAGAAGGACAAGCUGGAGCACGAGCUGAAGUCUUACAAAAACAACAUGAUCAAGGAGAGCAUACGCAUGGGCAACGAAGACAUGGGCCACUUCUAUUACGCCGCCGGCGAAUACAGCAACGCACACAAGGCCUACAUGCGCAUGCGUGAGCACUGCACCUCGCCCAAGCACCUCGCCGACAUGACGCUGCGUCUCCUCCUCGUCAGCAUAGCACAAAAGUCGUGGCUCACUGUGCAAUCGCACAUUGCAAAGCUCGAUUCCACACAAGUCAAGGGCGACGAGAAGGCCAAGCUUGAGCCCAUCAUAUCGGCAUGUGCAGGCCUGGCGCACAUGGGAGCCGCCAACUACCGCGAGGCCGCAACCGCCUUCAUCAACACGUCACCCGCCUUCCUCACCGCCGAGCCGGUCGCAGGGAUAACAUGGCAGCGUGAGGUCAUCACAGGUAACGACAUUGCCGUCUACGGCGGCCUCUGUGCCCUCGCCUCCAUGGACCGCAGCCAGCUCAAAGACCGCGUCCUCGACAACAACGAUUUCCGCAACUUCCUCGAGCUCGAGCCCCACAUCCGGCGUGCCAUCAACCUCUUCUGCGCAUCCAAGUACUCGGCCUGCCUCGAGGUCCUCGAAAACUACCGCACCGACUACCUCCUCGACGUCUACUUCUCUAAGGACCUGUCCAACAUCUACGGCCUCAUCCGCCGGAAGAGCAUCGUCCAGUACUUCAUCCCCUUCAGCUGCGUCACGCUCGACGAGAUGGCGGCAAAGUUUCAGACGGCCGGCGGCGACUACGCCACUAUCGAAGACGAGCUCGAGGCCAUGAUCAACAGCGGCACCCUCGACGCUCGUAUCGACCUCGUCGACCGCCUCCUCAUUUCCCCGCCUACUAAUCCGCGCUACACCGUGCACGCCGACGCCCUCGCCAUGGCACAGUCGUACGACCACACCCUGCGCCUGCGCCUCACGCGCCUGAACAUGAUGGCGGCGGGCUUCGAGGUGCGGCAGGACAAGGGCGGCCCGAAAGAAGGCGGAUUAAAGGACAACUCGUUUGGCGAGGGGAUCAGCGCGGGCUUGCGCGGCAUCGGGUCAAAAAUGGGCUUCUCGUAGGACGCGAAGCCUAUACAGCCUCCGUGGCGCAGAGAGUGAUGGUGGUGUGCGUAGGGGGUGCUUUCGGUUCGAGCAUAGACGGAGUGGCAUUUGCAGGCGUUAGGGUGCAGAGUUACGACGUGACGUGACAUGACGGGGCUUGCUUGUUCCCCACGGCGUUAUCACGGUUAGCGAUUCAUGGUGACGGUGGGGAUGGAGGCGGGAGUGUGCUUUCUCAACCAAGAAGAGGCACCGGGCUGCUAGGUAGCGAAUGAAUAUACAAUACGCAUGCCUGACCCAGUGCCCUUGGCUGUCUCUCGAACGCCGA